Ostrea edulis (European flat oyster) is the source of this 1972-nucleotide messenger RNA. Its product is annotated as oxalate:formate antiporter-like. Lineage: Eukaryota; Metazoa; Mollusca; Bivalvia; Ostreida; Ostreidae. The coding region runs from base 78 to 1454 and encodes 458 amino acids. Gene Ontology annotation, molecular function: transmembrane transporter activity. Gene Ontology annotation, biological process: transmembrane transport. The record is from RefSeq and is a predicted model, not a curated record. The transcript has 11 exons.
GUGUCUGAUUAGAUGUCGUCUGCUACAUGUAACCCCAUGAUAAUCCGUCAGACGGGAGAGCUAUUCUGAGUAGUAAAAUGAUGUGUGUCAGUAGAAAAUGGAGGGGCUACUCCGUGAUAUUAGGUGGAGUUCUGAUUCACUUGACUCUGGGAACUAUAUAUACAUUUGGAAACAUGACGCCUUAUAUGACAUCAUACAUGAAAAAACAUAAAGUGGAUGAAACGCUAAAUUAUGCAGAGAGUACAUGGAUUAAUUCGAUCGCAGCAAUGGGCCAAGGAAUGUCCAUGUUUCUGGGCGGAAUGCUAUACAAAGCUAUUGGUCCAAAAUUCUCAACUCUUAUAGGUGCUUGGAUUGCAAGUGCUGGUGUAUUAUUAACAUUCUUCACCAUAAAGUUUUCAUUCUACUGGACUUUGUUCACCUAUGGAUUCCUGUUUGGGAUCGGUGUGGGGAUAGCCUACGCUACACCGAUGGGAUGUGCCAUGAAAUGGCUUCCUGAUAAGGAAGGGUUGGUGAAUGGAUGUGUGGUUGCUGGAUUUGGAGGUGGGGCUUUCAUCUUCGACCAAAUUCAAACAGCAUACAUCAAUCCUCAUAACGAAAAAGCAAAUUUGGACGAAAAUGGCGAAAAGUAUUUUACACAAGACGUUAUUUUGGACAGAGUUCCUUCCAGUUUUCUAUUGUUAGGUGGUUGUUAUGCCGCCAUGCAGUUUAUCGGAUCCAUGUUGCUUCAAGAUCCUCCACACGAUUAUCAUCCACUGAUAAGCGCCAAAGACAAUGACGAAAGUAAUCCUGGAGAAGCCGACAGUUUGCAUAAUGAAAUUAUCAGUUUCGCAGAAAAUCAAGAUCCUGUAAGAACGGAGAGAGAAUUUUCACCGAGGGAAACAUUGCGGCAAAAGGCAUUUUAUAAACUUUGGUUCAUGUAUUUGUUUAAUGGACAAGGAAUCAAUUUUAUAUCGUCGUUAUACAAGGCAUUUGGACAAACCUUCAUUGGUGAUGACUACUUCCUUGCCGUGGUGGGAUCGCUGGCAGCUGUUUGUAACGGGGCAGGACGGAUAAUGUGGGGAACCCUAGCAGACAAAUUUUCCUUUAAGACAGCCAUGGUUUUUUCAACAGGAUUAUUUUCAUUCUUCAUUUUAACCUUUGAAUUGACCAGCUUAGUGGGGAAACCAUUGUACCUCAUAUGGGUGUGUUUUUUAUUUCUCACAUUUUCCGGAAAUUUUUCACUCCUACCAACAGCCACAGCCCGAGCGUUUGGGAAGACUCACUACGGUGUUAAUUAUGGCAUGGUAUUCACUGCAUCAGUCAUAUCAUCUCCUAUAUCAGCGUUACUGACAUCCAAAUUAAAAGUGGUCAUUCAGUGGUAUGGGAUGUUUUACAUGGUUGCAAUCUUUUCCUUCAUCAGUAUGUGCUUAGCGUGGUCGUUUGAUGUGAAAGAUUCCAAGAACGACGACAUUUGAAGAACAAAGAGCCCCAUAUCAGUGUUCCAUGAAUUGUCAAAGAUCAUUAUUUCUGUACAUGGUGUAUAUAUAUAUAUAUAUAUAUAUAUAUAUAUAUAUAUAUAUAUACACAUGAAAGAGUGUACUGUUUAUAAUUUUUAACCUUGAAGGGUAACUCUCUUGUGAAUUAUAUUUAUAUAUUUGGAAAGAUUACUCAUAUUAUAUAACUUUUUACAUGAAAAAAGUUAAAGAAUUUUAUAGCAUUUGGUCUGUUUGUGUAUUUAGAAGGUAAAUAAAAUUUUCUACUAUCCAUAAGAGCUGAACAAGUCAUGAUACAGUGAAACUCAUCCCAACCUCAUUUUCACUCAAAUUACAAAUUCUCUGAUUUCUGGGCACACCACUCCAUCUGCCUGUCUCAAUAGUAGCCUGUGAUUACUUGUUCUAAAUUUUGCCAAUGUAAGAAUAAUAUUUCUUGGUACAUUGGCUUCUAGAUAACUUCUCGACGUAAAAAACUAUUGGUAAAUAAAUUAUGAAAUACA